GCUUCUGCGACUCCCCGCCGCUUCCGAAGAGGGCGCUACGCGAUUUGCGCAACGUUGUUGUGAAUGGGGGGAAGGCGGGGUGUAUGUAUGUGUGUGCGGUAGUUGGUAGUGGCGGCGGCGGUGGGAGGAGGAUGAUGUCAGCCUGCGAAUGUCAACAAUGUAGCGAUUGAGGGGAGUAGGCGGCGUUCCAUUGGGAAGAGCGCGAGCCGCGGGGAGAGUCCGCGUAACCAGCAGAACGGGGGCAGCAGCAGUAGCAGCAGCCACAAUACGACGCCACCGCCAGGCUGCAAAGAAGCACCGAGCCGCCGCCGCCGCCGCCACCUUGGGCAGACCGUGCCCGAGUGCUUCAGCGGCAGAGUGCAAAUUUUCUUCGGACAACCUCAGCAACAAAAAUAAUCCUCAGCAAGAUUGAGUCUUGUCUUCUUUUUUCUCGCUCCUUCCAAACAUUCGCCUCAUCGACGGCGAGCUAGCGAAAGUUAACGUGGAUAGAAGUCUUGACACCUCUGGAAUCCAAAUUGGACAAACAUUGUGGAAGCUUCAGCCCUAAAAUCUUACAAAAACCAGGUGCUGGUGGCUCUGUGCAUACUCUGCGGUUGUUGCUGUGCAGCUGGAAAUUACGUGGGAGACUGUUGGCUUCCUCUGAGACAGUUACAGGUGGCCAGAUGUGGGUGGGGUGAAAGGAGGAAAAGCUGUGGGAGAGGUACAACACCCACAUCCUUUGGCAUACACUAACUAUACAACUGACUUACCAGUAAGCCCCUUGGACUUCCAGGUACAGUGUGCACAGGAUGAAACCAGUAAGGCUGAAACAGUUGCCCUCAAAAGUCGUGUUUCCUUUCUGGUUCAGCUUGCUGUUCCGAGUAGGUGGUUGACAGAUCUAUGAGCAGAAAAAGAAAAAUAUGCCACUAGAGUACUUCCACAUGUGAAUGCAGAAUCCCCUGUGCAAAUUUGGUGGAUCAGUAGGAUUGAUGACCUAGAGUGUGCCAGGAGUAAGGCCUUGAUAAGAACAAGGUGUUUUUCCUGUGCAAUCAGGAAAGAGUGGCUGGCCCUUCCCUGUCUUCUCCAGAAAAAUGAAACCACUGCAGCGAGAAGUUGUCCCUGCUUAAAUAGACUUAUUUGGUAAUGCACAUGUCUCUGGCCUGUAAACAUCAAUCCCGGAUGCCAGCCAGGCCAUACUUUCAUUCUAAAACUGGUGGUAGUGCUUCAUUCCAUGCCAGGCACUAGAGUGUUGUUGGCUAGGAAAUCUCUGUGUAGCUAAAUUGGGAAUUCCUCUGGUUUACUUCUCCCAAAAUAGCUCAGCAACUCAGCACUCAAGCCUUCUGACUCUUCUUCAAUUCCAACUUUUUGACUGGGAAGAACUUAACCCACAGAGGUUGCAAACAGUGAAGCUGAACUGCCCUGUGCAUCUUUGGGUGUUCAUAUCUUAAUGGAUUGCUGUAACUUAGUAAUAUCUCUGUUCGUCCACUUCCCUGUUUCGUGAGAAUAUCAGCCAGCACAGAUCCUGGGAAAGUUACAUGGUGUGAACGGAAUGUCUGUGGAUGAGAAGACUGAAUCCCCCAUGUAUGUGUAUGAGUCAACAGUCCAUUGUACCAAUAUCCUCCUGUGCCUCAAUGACCAGCGGAAGCAGGAUAUUCUCUGUGAUGUGACUUUGAUUGUGGAGGGCAAAGAGUUCCGAGCCCACCGGGCUGUGCUGGCUGCAUGCAGCGAAUACUUCUUGCAGAUGUUGGUUGGGCAGACCGAAAAUGACCUGGUCGUCAGCCUGCCGGAGGAGGUCACUGCCAGGGGAUUUGGUCCAUUGUUACAGUUUGCCUACACUGCUAAGCUGUUACUCAGCAGAGAAAACAUACAAGAGGUCAUCCACUGUGCAGAAUUCCUGCGCAUGCACAACCUGGAGGAUUCCUGCUUCAGUUUCCUUCAAACACAACUGCUGAACAACGAAGAUGGCCUAUUCCUGUGCAAGAAGGAUACCACCUAUCAACGGAUGCAUGAAGAUGAGAACUCUGAGGGAGAAGAAGAAGAAGAGACUAUGGAGUCGGAGACAUCCAAGAUAUCUUGCCCAAGAGAGAGAACACACCCAGAGCCCUUUAACUUUGACUCUACUAGUUCAGGAGCUGACAAGGAGGAAGGGAUGCUGCCCGACUCGGACAUAGUGAACGACGGCAAGGAUAGUUUGGAUAAGGAAGCAGUAACACGGUACCCCAGAUACAAGAAAUACCAGCUGGCUUGUACCAAGAAUGUCUACAACACAUCACACAUUAGUACCUCAGGUUUCGCAAGCACAUUCAGUGAAGAAAGUUCUGGUGAUGGCCUCAAGCCAGAGCUUGCUGUAGGGCAGAUUAAAAGUGAGCCUAGAAGUGAGGAGAAUGAUGAAGAAAACAUCACGCUUUGCCUCUCUGGAGACGAACCUGACAUCAGGGAUAAAGAAGGGGAUGUUGAAAUGGACCGAAAGCAGCCAAGUCCCAGUGGAGCUGAUGGGCUUAAAAGCAGUUCCUCCCCUUCCUGCCUAAGGUCUUUCUUCAACCGAACAAAAAGCGUAGACUUAGUUGGCUUUCCCAGUACUUCCCAACAGCACUUUGCCAGGAGUCCAGUGUGCCCUUUUGACAAGGGGACAACUCAGGGUGACCACAAAACUGAUUAUGUCCCUAUCCCGGGGAACUAUGGACUCUCCCAAGCCGUUCAGAAGGGUGCUUCCAAUUUUACAGUGGGAUCGCCUCUCAGGGGUCCUGGCUUUGCUGAAGGCCUCUGUAAGCAGGAAGGUGAGGCGGACAGGAGGAGUGUUAUAUUCUCUUCAAACGUUUGUGACCAACUAAACACUUCGGUGCAUUCAUAUUCUGGCGUGAGCAGCUUGGACAAAGAUCUCACCGAGACUGUGCCAAAGGGUCUGUGGGCAGGAAGCAGCCAAUCUCUUCCCAGCUGCCAGACCUAUUCUCACAUUACACAGACAGCUGAUCACUUACCAGGACGGAUGCGGCCCAACACCAGCUGCCCAGUGCCAAUAAAAGUUUGCCCUCGGUCUCCUCCUCUAGAAACCAGAACAAGGACCUCCAGUUCAUGUUCCUCCUACUCUUAUGCGGAGGAUGGCAGUGGUGGUUCUCCCUGCAGCCUCCCUCUGUGUGAGUUUUCAUCUUCCCCCUGUUCCCAAGGAGCUCGAUUCCUGGCCGCUGAGCAUCAGGAGCCGAGCAUGAUGGGAGAUGGAAUGUACAACCAAGUCAGACCCCAGAUAAAAUGUGAGCCCUCCUAUGGAACAAACUCUAGCGAUGAGUCUGGAUCGUUCUCUGAAGCAGACAGUGAGUCAUGUCCUGUGCAAGACAGAGGACAUGAGGUGAAGCUUCCAUUUCCUGUAGAUCAAAUCACAGAUCUUCCAAGGAAUGAUUUCCAGAUGAUGAUUAAGAUGCACAAAUUAACCUCAGAGCAAUUAGAAUUUAUCCAUGAUGUUCGGCGGCGCAGUAAAAAUCGGAUUGCAGCUCAGCGCUGCCGUAAGAGAAAACUGGACUGUAUUCAGAAUUUAGAAUGUGAAAUCCGCAAGUUGGUUUGUGAGAAAGAGAAACUUCUAUCAGAAAGGAACCAGCUGAAAGCAUGCAUGGGAGAGCUGUUGGAUAAUUUCUCCUGUCUUUCCGAAGAAGUGUGUAGAGAUAUGCAGAGCUCCGAACAGAUCCAAGACCUGCACCGAUACUGCCCCAUCCUCAGGCCUAUGGAUCUUCCAACAGCAGCCAGUAUCACCCCUUCACCAGCCGGAGUGGAGCAGAGUGUUGUGACGUCGCAGUGUGUCGGAGAAGGAUUGCAGUGCUGUUCAGAGCAGAGCUCUGCACAGCAGCUCGGAGCUCACUGGCUCCCGAACAACAUUUCGGACAAAUGUGCACCAGCGAGAGUACUGGAUGGAGCUGACCAAGGUCCUUACUCUGAGCAAGAGCUCCCUCUGGAGCAGACUAACCAGACGGUGACGGUGGACUUCUGUCAAGAAAUGACUGAUAAGUGUACGACGGAUGAGCAGCCCAGGAAGGAGUACACCUAGUGUGGUGCACUUUUGCCUCACGCCCGGCACGGCAUUCUGCAGUCAGCAGUGGCCACUUUUGUUCCUUGUUUCGGUUGGAGAGCGUCUCUGGUGCACACUACAGUGGUCUUAGCAGCAAUACUGUUUUUAAGUAUUCCCUCCUCUCUACAAGCAGGAGUUUAUCUUCUUCACUAUGGUGCUAUCCCUUGCUCAGGCAGGGGAACAAAACAGUGGCAACACUGUCUGUUUCUUUUUUAUUAUUGUUAUUGUUGUUACUGUAUUUUAAUUUCAAUAGUCAACAGGGAUGGACAUAACACCUCUGAGGACCCAAACGCAGCUUUUUCUCAGUGGCCCGUGUCACAAAACCCUAACUCAGGAAUUUCCUCUGAAUGUUCAAUUUUUCAUUGAAGACAGCUUCUUUACACAUCAAAGUUUUAUAGCUAAACUGUACAUACUAUAUAUAGUAUAUAUAAAAAUAUAUAUCCAUAUGCAAAAAAAAUCCCUGCAUGCCUCAAUUUUUUCUCAUGAAAGCAACUGGAAAUGUUUAAUUUCUAUUGUAUAAACAGAAUUCCAACAUUCCUUUUUUUGUCAAUGCUAGAAGUAGUUUGUAACUGUUUUAAUAUUUUCCCCUCACCACUUGGUUCACAAUUCAGCAAUAUCAUUUAGUUUGUAUUUUAUUUAUAAAGUUUUAAUGUUGGAAACUUAUUUGAAAUUUUAAUAUGGACAGCGUUUGUGGCACAGCUGUCUAUCCUUGUGUUGGUGCCCGUUUGAGCAAAGUGGGUUUUUCUUUAUUUUUCUCAGAUACUGUACACGAUGGUCAACUUUGCCACUUGCACUGAGUUUUGGAUCAAACCUCUUUUCAUAAAUGAAGUUACAACUUCCAUAGAAUUCAUAUACUGUAUUCUUAGGCUUCCUCAUUUUCUUUAUCCUCUGUUAAGCAAAAUAGAGGUGGAAAAACAACACUCAGGAGAUGAUUAUAUAGGGAAUAAUCUUGCCAAAUAUGGAAUUCACCCAAUAUUGUCAGUUGGGUAUUUUCUGUAUGCCUCUUCCUUUCCCUUUUUUAAUUUUCCCAAAUCAAAUGUAAAUAUAAAGUGGCUGCUUUUUUCUUUUUUCUCUAGGAAUAUUUUCUACUUGUCAAGUAUGUUUCGAUAUUUAAUAAAAUACCUAAAAAAUGUUCAGUGGCCAGUGUAUGUCACUGACGUUGAGGAAAAAUAGCUGAAGGCAAAGGCUGUUUACGUCAGUGUACCCGAUUCUGCUGACUCUUAGUGAAGUUUGAAUUCAGCUUCCCACAGCAGUUCUUACUCUUUCAGGUUGUAGUAGUGUUGCUCAUCCUCACAAUAGACCCGUUGACCUCCAUGUAUAAUUCGAUCAGACACCAUCUUACCCAGGUGGUAGUUACGGUGCUUUACUACACUGGCUUCCUGUUUUCACUGGCCUCAGCACAUGAGAAAUAGUCUGGAUGAGAGAGGAUUCAAGGACUAGGCCUGUAGUAGAAAGAUGAAUAGAGGCUGCUUAGAGCAACUUCGAACGCUACAGCGUAACAAGCAUAUACUUCUGUGGAGAUUUGAUUGCUCACAUGACAAAAAUACCAUGCUGCAAGUUUCCCUCAGGUUAUAGUAUUCUCAUCAGCACAGAUUAGCAUCUUUCUCAGAGGAAAAUUUGUCAGAGGAGUCACUUCAGAAGUACUGAAGCUCCAGUCAAUUCACAGAAUUCCAGAGGACCCGAGUCCCACAGUGAUUGCAAAGCAGCCUUCUUCCAAGUAUGACCUCUGCCCUUCAAAAACACAUGGAAGCAAAUCUUCUGGAGUGGUGGGCACAAUUCACCAGGAAUGUUCCUGCACUGUCCUCACUGGGAUGAAUGGGAUUUGUUCAAGAGAUGUUCUUUUGUGCAACUUCCAUGGAUUUCGGGAAGACAUAUGUAGGAUAUACCUUCCCCAUUGCUGAUGGAUUGUGUCCUUUUGUCUGUAUAUGUGGUGUGUUUUUAAGUGACUUUCUACUUUGACUAUGCCAGGGUGCUUCAAGCUAUAUUUUAUGAUGUCAUCUAUGGUUUACAGAUUGGUACUUUUCACCUGUAUUAUGGAUCAGUUUGUGUCAGGGCACCACAUGGAGCUGAUUCAGGCAAUGUUUUCUGUUAACUAUGACAAUGCUUUCCUCCAUGCUAAUGUUUACACUAAACGGUGUGGCACUUGGUGAAUCAGCAUCGUUUUUCUAUUGGAGGAAUUGGCAUGCCCCCCUUCUCCUUUUUUUUUUUUUUAAUCUGUUUUGUUAUGGGCUUCUGCAGACAGCUUGCCAGUCCUGAUAUUUCUCUUGGCUCCAAAUUCACUGCAGCUCACCUGCCAACCAUACAUUGCAUGUGGCAUAUUUAUAGAAUGGAAACGGAGGUAUGUCCUUAUGUAGGUUGGAUAUAUAUAUGUGUGUAUGUAUAAUUUAAGUAUUAACCAUUUUUGUAAAAUAAAUAUAGAAACUUAUUUCUAACUGUUCACAUAUUUAUAUGCGUCAUAGUGCUAGUUCAAGCUGUAGGGCGAAGUUUCAGCACCAAGGUAGGAAGUCCUCAAUUGGCUUUGAAAGUGUAGCAGUUCCAUUGGAUGGGAAGAAUGCAACCAACCAUUUUGUGUGCCGAACCCAAACUCUGUAAAAGGAUAUGUAGAUAUAAAGAGGGGGGUGUUGUAAUCAGCUGACGUUGCAAAGCCCUUCCAUGCUUCGCAAAGAAAUCAUAAGUUCUGUGAGACAGCAAUGUAAGCUCAAGUUUAAAGCUACAUGUGAACUGUGUUGUAGCUUCAUAGCUAAGUUUUGAAAAUUGAGAUUUUAUUGAUGUUAUUUGUUUGUUGAUGUUCAGUUGACAGUAUUUUCUGUUGCCUUUUUUAUCUUUAAGUGACCUCCCACAGCUAGUUGUGGUGUUUCGUUGGGGUUUUUUUUUUAAAUUACUAUUCAGCCAACCUGAAACUGGCUUUUGACAUGAAGAUUUAAUGUCACACCAACUCAUGUGCAACUGGUACUUUUGACCUCAUUCCUGUGGUUUCAAUGUAAUUGACAGAAUGUGUUGUUCUACAGCUAUUGUAUUGACCUGGCUCUUUCACUGGUGCUGGGCCUCGCUACCCUUUCUUUCUGUUUUCUCUUGGGUUCAUUUUUAGAGAAACUAUUUUAAGGAAAUCCACUGCUCAGAUAAGUUGAUCGUUUCAAGCUUUUUAGGACAUUAUGAGUUUGGCUCUUCACCAUUUAGAAGUGACUGAUUUGUAUAUUUGCUUCCCUUGGACUAUAUAUUGUGCACGGUUCUUCAGAACCACAUGUGGGUCUUGGGUUAACUUCAAGGGAGACAUUUAGGAGAAUUAGCUUCAGAGCUGGACAUAAAUUGUACAUUUCAAUUGCAUUGGGGUAAUAACUAACUGACCAAAAUUCUAUUUUUAAAUAAAAGCCUGCAUUAUUCAGCAAUGCAAAAGAAAAAGAAAGAAGAUACUUCUACCUUUCAUGGAUAUAAAUUCAUAAAGGAAAUGUUUUGUCUCAGUUUGACAUUUUUAUGCUAGAUAUAAGCUGCUUUUGCACGAUACAAGAAGCUUGUAAAGUGCAUACAUUUAGACCUGUCCAGUCUGCAUCUAGUUCUCCUUUUUAUUUGCCUUUGCUAUACUUCGUAUUGCCAGAAAACCUCAUUUCAUUUAGGCUUACUCUGCUUUUGUCAGGUUGAGUGUUACAUUAUAUAAUAUAUUUGCGUUAUCUUUGGGGGUGCCUUGAAUACAACUGAAGUUCAUUGCAACCUGAUUCUGGAACAAAGAACUAGUGCAAAAGGAAAGAUUCAAUCCAGUUACCAAGGCAUCUCAAUUCUUACAUCCUAGGUCCAACAAAUGAUGACUCAGGCGUCAGAGUUUGAUGCUGCAGUAUAAAACCAUUAUUUUAUAUAUUGUACAGGUAAAUUAUUCAAUGUCUUUCUAAGGAUAUAUGCUGCUUUUAAAGAUGCACUAUAAUUUUUUUUGGAUCUAAUCCAUGUAUUUUUGUUCCCCAGGAAGUAAACACACACACACAGCACCAAGAACUAAUUCAUUUCAUACACAGACCACUGUGAUUAGUAUUCAACCGCUAUCUCUUUAAAAGAGAGAGCAGAAGCUAGAUCAACUUAAACAUCUUCAGCUUCUUAUCACAUAAUGGUUACAUUGAACUCAGUGCCACAUUUAUAAUUUUGAAAGCUUCCACAGACAUCUAGAAGUAUAUAUAGGCCGUUUUAAAGAAAAGGAAAUGAUAACUUGUGUCAUUCUGACUGAAGUAGGGAUUGUCAAGUUUUGGCUUUUUUGGACUACAAGUCCUAUUAGCCCUAGUGAGUAUAGCAGGUGUGAGGGAUGAUGGAGGGCCACACAUUUGCCCACACACAUGAACUCCAAAUACUAAGAUAUUCAGCAGUUGUAGCUAUUCUCAUGAGGAAAGUUACAGCUCUGGUGCUUCAGUUUUCUUUGCCUCUCAAAGGAAAGACACUUUUCUGUUGGGUGGAAUAUGCCGUUCUCCUGACAGCUGCAAUGUGUUGGGUUCUUUAAUUCUAAAAGAAAUAAACCUUUGGAGCCUUUAGUAGAAGUGUAAGGUAAUCUCAUUCCAGAACCAUUGGGAUUUUUUUCCUGGUAAACUGUAACCUAUGUAUGCUCAUUUUUUAAAAGUUUUUAAAAAACCACGCCUC
Varanus komodoensis (Komodo dragon) is the source of this 8644-nucleotide messenger RNA. It is a transcript of the gene BACH2, whose product is annotated as BTB domain and CNC homolog 2. The transcript is spliced from 12 exons. Lineage: Eukaryota; Metazoa; Chordata; Lepidosauria; Squamata; Varanidae. Bases 1529 to 4012 code for a protein of 827 amino acids. Gene Ontology annotation, biological process: regulation of transcription by RNA polymerase II. Gene Ontology annotation, molecular function: DNA-binding transcription factor activity, RNA polymerase II-specific; protein binding; RNA polymerase II cis-regulatory region sequence-specific DNA binding. The record is from RefSeq and is a predicted model, not a curated record.